CGAAACCCCGUGAUCGUCAUACCAUUGCAUACUAGCAGGCCUAGCUUCUUGCGGCAGGUCUUUUGCAAUGGCUCGAUGUAUAUAUUGUGCCCGCAGACAUUUUGUUUUGUUGGUUUCCACUUAGUUGCUCUCUAACCGCUAGACGCCUACACUUUCACGACCAAUCAUUAUGAAGUCUAUUUCCACCACUGCCGGCGUGGCAUCUGUCAUUGCCCUAUCCUCUGCUGUGGAUGCUUUUGUUACCCUUCCACUCCAUUCGAGACCUGCUACGUUUGAGUCCAAGCAGGCCAUCAACGCUGCCCGCAUGCAAGCUGGUGCCUCCACUGGCGUUCCCUUGAAGGACUUUCGCCGCCACAACUGCGAUCUCGAGUGGUACAUUGACAUUAGCGUCGGAACGCCCCCUCAGAAGCUCACCGUGGUUGUUGACACUGGAUCCUACGAUCUCUUGUUUCCUGACGAGACUUGCCAGAAAUGCGGUGCUGGCCACUCGUUCAACGGUGCCAAGUCCAAGACAUUCUCGUCCCAGCCUGGUCAGUACGAUCGGCUCGACUUUGGCACUGGCAUUGACACCUACGGCCUUGAUCUUUCGAUUCCUGCUCGCGUUCAGGGCACAUGGCGCACCGACUCCGUGACCAUUGGCAACGUCACGGUCCCCAAGCAGCAGUUCCUUCACUGCGAGAGCUACGCCGACUUCUUCUCCAGCGCCGACUUUGACGGCAUCAUGGGCUUCAGUCUCAAGGGCGAAAGCGGCUCUCCCGGUGGCAAACCCUGGUUCUGGAGCGCCGUCGAAGCCGGCAAGUUUGGCUCCUCUGCCAUUUCCCUGCACAUGCCUGCGGACCAGCUCACCGGUGGUGAAAUCACGCUCGGCGGCUCCAACCCUGCCCGCUACCAGGGCGACAUCCACUACUUUGAUACGUACCAGGCUGGCGGCUGGAUCGCCCCGAUGCCGCAGGUAUACGUCAAUGGCAAGGCCCAGAACCUCAAGGAGAAGAAUGCCCUCUUUGACAGCGGCACGCCCUUCAUGUCCAUUACCAAGGACUUGGCCGAGAAGAUGUACGCCGCCAUCUCCCCCAUUCCCAAGCAGCUCAACGACUUUGGCGACUGGGGUGCGCCUUGCGACAAGAUUGAUGAGAUUGCCGCCGAGUUUACUUUUACCUUUGGCGCCGGCAACAAGAUGGUCAACGCUACCAUCCCCAAGUCUGCCUUCAACUUGGGCCCUCACAAGGAUUUCCCGGGCAUCUGCCAGACCGUGCUCAGCACCACCAACUACGGCAUCACCCAGUUCAUGAUUGGUGCUCCUCUCCUGAAGCAGUACUACACUGUGUGGGAUGGUGCCAAGUACCAGCUUGGUUUUGCCCAGCUCAAGAAGUAGAGCACGCAGACAUGAGCCAAUCAAAGAGAGAUAGCUACGGAUGCUUGUGUGUGCAAAGAUCUACAACGCCCGCCUUUAUGUAUAUAGAGUUAAAAAGAAUCGAGACGGUAGUAUAUGUACAUACAUAUGAAACAUACAUACAUACACACAAUCACGCAUACAUGUACACAGAAAAUACGUAUAAAAUAAAAUGAAAUAGGUCUGGGGAAAUAUAAUACAAUUGUUUUAUGCAGUUUACAUGGCGGCCAUUUAGUAUAUACUCAGCCGCCGGACAACCAUUUUCGUUCUUCUACUGUCUCUUGCUGGGCUUGAUUUCCGUCUUGGGCUGCGUCCUGGGGUGCACCUUCGUGCGGAACAUGGUUGCCUGCUCAAGAGCGUAGGCAAUGCGAAUCAGCUUGUACUCGCUGAACCUGACGCCGGUAAAGCCGAUGCCGUAGGGCUGGUUCGGGGCCGACAUCGUCACGUUGUACGCGCUCUCCGUUUCCACGGGCGUGCUGUCCGGCAGACGCCCAGCCGGAAUGGAGAUGACGGGAUGACCAGCAGGGGCAGCGAAACUCGACAACAUUAAGGGCAAGUCAAGGAUGGCAUCAAGGUUAUGCUCCUUGACGGCGGCGUCGAUUCCAUGAGUCGUUGUGAGCUCCACAUUCUGCUGGUAUGCCGCCCAGAAAGCCGCAUCUGAGUUUUGCAGCUUGUGUUGCACCGGCCCGUUCCAGGAGCCCGUGUUGUAGAAGGGGUAGUUCUCGCGCGGGUCGGUCCGUGUAAAGUUGAGCAGGUCCUCUAGGGUGUGGAUGUUGUUGGGGUUGGUCUUGAGCUGCGCCAGGUACUUGGGCAGGUCGGUGUAGAAGUCGGUACCAAGGAUGUUGUAGUUUGCUGUGUGCAUGUUGACGCCGGGCAAGGCUACAUUCUCGACAAUCGUAGCACCAAGCGACUGGAGGGUUUUGAUGGCGGCCGGGAUCGCGCCUUGAUCAUCAGCAAGAUUAUAUCUGUCCCCGGCCGCGACAACGCCAAUGCGGACACCGUCAAGGCGCGUGCUGUUACAGGCUUCAAUAUAGUUGGGGAUCGACUUGAAGGGGAUGGCGCUGGUGUAGUUGUCAUGGCUAUCGACGCCGGCAAUGGCCGUGAGCAGUACGGCGGCGUCCUUGACGGUGCGAGCCAUGGGCCCAACGGUGUCUUGGUGCUCCGAAAUGGGGAUGACAAGGUGGCGAGACGUCAGGCCGAGACUGGGCUUGAUGCCAACAAUGUUGUUGAAGUUGGCUGGCGCGAUGAUGGAGCCAGCCGUCUCAGAGCCAAGCGCGGCCCAGGCUAGGCCGAUGGACACGGCGACGCCGCUACCAGAGGACGAUCCGGAGGGAUCCUGACGGUCAAAGUAGGCGCCAACGGUCUGGCCGCCGACGGCAGACCAUCCAGACGUGCCGGUGUUGUUGUUGUGGCGAAAGUUGGCCCAUUGCGACAGGUUGGUCUUGCCGAGGAGGAUGGCGCCGGCCUUUCGCAGCUUGGCCGCCACGGUGCUGUCAGUCGCGAGCGUGGCAUUGAUGAGCGCAAAGGAUCCGGCCGUGUUGGGCAUCUUGUCGGCGGUGCCCAUGUUGUCCUUGAGGAGGAUGGGGAUGCCGUGUAGCGGCCCAAGACCCUUGCCCUUGCAAGAGCGGCGCUCGGCGUCCUUCUCGUUGGCAAUGGCCAUGACAUCCGGGUUGGUCAUGAUGACGGCAUGGAGCUCCGAGUUGACAUCGUGGAUGCGGCCGAGGUAUGCCGUGACAAGUUCGGCGCUGGUGAAUGCGCCCUUGUCGAGGCCGGCACGGAGCUCAUCGAGUGUGGCAUCGAGAAGGAGAGGAACAUUCUUUGUUACUGCUGCCGCAGUAACAACAGACAGAAGAAGGGCGCCAAUCAGGCACCAGAGAUGAGAGGAUAGCAUGCUCAAUUCUGUGAUUGUUUUUUUUCUUUGGGCGACAGAACGUGUACAAAAGCUGUGCCUCAGGGGAGACGAGGAGUUGGGCGACGGGCUCAAUUUGAAUCCGCUGGUCGUUCAUCUAAUCCAACAAGGUUUUGCUAGCGCGGGCGGCCUGUCCAGGUUGUAUUGGGGCCACCUGCAAGUGGCAUGACUUGGGGAGAUUUCCGAGAUCGUCCAUACAGCCCACUAUGAACUUGAGCACAAGUGGCUAUGCCCUUGGCGGUACCUUUGUUUGCGGCAUUUCCACGGCUGCAGGGUACUUUUGUUGUAUUAUUCGCUUUUUUGCUGUGCAUAUACUGUUGUUUUACAUAAUCUAGAUGUCGUCUCUGGUCUCCGGUCGAUGGCUGUGCAGGCCAAAAAGCAUAUUGCCAUGUAAACUUGCUCCGUGGUGGGGAGGCCAAGGGUUACAGUGAGUCGGAUCCUGGAGUUUCCAGAGAGAUGAAGAGUUGGCCGAAGGCGGAGGGUGGCAGCGAAAAACUAAUUGUAAUUAGGCGGGGUCAAGAAUAUUCUUGCAAGGCAAAAGUGCCCGCGAGUAGAGAAGCAUGAUGCAUGGGCAGCCAAAAAAGAUGAAGAUGGAGAAAAUGAAUCGGUGGGGGAAAAGCGAAAGUUGUGCGUGGCUGAUACCCCUCUUAGGGCAGAUUAGUCGCCCAUGUCUUCCAUCAUUCGGGCGAAUGGUUUAGUGGUAUAAUACUCCCUUAGCAUGCGCCUUCCUAGUGAUUGCCCAGAUUUGGGAGUGGUCCAGGGUUCGAUUCCCUGUUCGUCCAUAUGAGGUGGUUAGAGUCCACCAUAUACCUUUCUUUUUUUUCUUUUUUUUCCUCGUUGCUGUGCUUCCUCUUUUUAGUGCUUUUUGAUUUUUUUGGUUAGCAUAUUAUUUAAAUAGCAAUAUACAUCAUGCAGGUAGCUACAGCAGCAACCACCCUCCCACCCCUAUUCACAAACCCAG
[Torrubiella] hemipterigena is the source of this 4260-nucleotide messenger RNA. NCBI's taxonomy places the organism in Eukaryota, Fungi, Ascomycota, Sordariomycetes, Hypocreales, Clavicipitaceae. The record is from the annotation of a GenBank genome assembly.